Molecule: messenger RNA, 1858 nt
Organism: Xiphophorus maculatus (southern platyfish)
Lineage: Eukaryota; Metazoa; Chordata; Actinopteri; Cyprinodontiformes; Poeciliidae
Gene: nprl2
Product: NPR2 like, GATOR1 complex subunit
Exons: 11
Coding region: 22-1158 (378 amino acids)
Biological process (GO): positive regulation of autophagy; cellular response to amino acid starvation; negative regulation of TORC1 signaling
Cellular component (GO): vacuolar membrane; GATOR1 complex
Molecular function (GO): GTPase activator activity
Source: RefSeq, a predicted model, not a curated record
CAGGGGGAGGAAACGUUGAACAUGACAACUCGAAUAGAGUGCAUAUUCUUCAGUGAGUUUCACCCCACACUGGGUCCAAAGAUAACUUAUCAGGUACCAGAGGAGUACAUUUCACGGGAAUUGUUCGACACGGUCCAAGUUUACAUCAUCACCAAGCCAGAGCUACAAAACAAAUUAAUUACAGUCACUGCUAUGGAGAAGAAGCUAAUCGGCUGUCCAGUGUGCAUCGAGCAUAAAAAGUACAGCCGAAAUGCUCUCCUCUUUAACCUCGGCUUUGUUUGUGAGGCUCAGACCAACACAUGCGCUCUUGAGCCAAUUGUCAAAAAGCUGGCUGGGUACCUCACAACUCUGGAGUUGGAAAGUGGCUUUAUUUCAAAGGAGGAGAGCAAGCAGAAACUUUUACCCAUAAUGUCGACAUUGUUGGAGGAUCUUAAUGCUACAGGAGCCUGCACAUUACCUAUAGACGACUCCAACACCAUCCAGCUAAAACUGAUCCAGCAGCGGACGGACCCCCCCACUGUCCAGGAGUAUGACGUCCCCGUCUUCACCGAAUGCAAAGAGCUUUUUAUAAAGUCUCAGUGGGACCUCACCACUCAGCAGAUUUUGCCUUACAUUGAUGGAUUCAGGCACAUCCAGAAAAUCUCUGCCGAAUCAGACGUCGAGCUGAAUCUUGUUCGUAUCGCUGUGCAGAAUCUGCUGUAUUAUGGUGUUGUGACUUUGGUCUCGAUAUUCCAGUACUCCAACGUCUACUGCACAACCCCAAAGGUUCAGAGCCUCAUUGAUGACAAAUCCCUUCAGGACGAAUGCCUCAGCUACGUUUCCAAACAGGGUCAGAAACGUGCCAGCCUCCGGGACGUGUUCCAGCUCUACUGUGGUCUCAGUCCAGGAACGACGGUGCGAGACCUUUGUUCUCGCUACUCGCAGCAACUUCAAAGGGUUGAUGAGAGGAGGCUAAUCCAGUUCGGACUGAUGAAAAGUCUCAUCCGACGGCUUCAGAAAUAUCCUGUGAAGGUGGUCCGGGAUGAGAGGAGCAGACCGCCUCGUCUCUACACUGGCUGUCAUAGUUAUGAUGAAAUCUGCUGCAAAACAGGGAUUAGCUACCUGGAGCUGGAUGAACGUUUGGAAAAUGACCCUAAUAUUGUCAUCUGCUGGAAGUGAUGUUAAAUGAAGCCAUCUACCAAGAAGCCUCCACCAAUACAGCCAAGAGCGAGACGCCUCAAAGAUUGAGUUAUGUUUUGUAAAUGUCUUUGCUCCGUUUUUCAUUAAUUAUUUAUUUCUAUCUUUAAAAGACUGUGACUAACGUUAGCCUGAGUCUGGUUAUUGUCUUCUCUUUGUUUUGUAAACAAUAGUCCAGAAGAGAUCAGAACCGGGUAUUAACCAGAAUAUGUUAAAAUUCAGUUUAAACUGUUUCCUACUCAAGUUUACUGUGUGUGUGGAUUUCUUUUUAACUGUUGCUGUGUAAACCAAAAUAUGGCUAUUCCUGUAUCAUCUCCUGCUUACAUUGUGACAAAAAAGGUCUGUAUUUACUGUAAAUGCCAGACAACAUUAACCUUUGCAGCUACACAGAACCACUGGUACAUGGCCUGCAGCCUUGGAAAUACUGAGCAGGAAAUGCUUACAUUUACCUAACUGUUGGGAUAACUUGUUGCUGAGCAGAAAUUCAUUUUAAUUGGCUCCUCAUACUUUAGCACAAGUUGGGUUGAAUAAAAAUAAUGUCAAAUACCAGGAUAUGGAUUUAAAGUCUCCAUUUACAUGAAAUGUCUCUUUGUUUUGAAACUUGCAGUGAAGCAAGUAACUGCACAAUGUCUGUCUUUAUAAGACUGAAUAAAACAAAGUGUACCUUGAUUUUUUAUUAUUA